Messenger RNA from Cordyceps fumosorosea ARSEF 2679, 2382 nucleotides. Its product is annotated as FluG domain-containing protein. Lineage: Eukaryota; Fungi; Ascomycota; Sordariomycetes; Hypocreales; Cordycipitaceae. The coding region runs from base 1 to 2382 and encodes 793 amino acids. The transcript is spliced from 5 exons. The record is from RefSeq and is a predicted model, not a curated record.
AUGCCAAGCGCCGUCGCCCGCACACGACAUGUAAACGCUCCAGACAACCACCACCUGGACUUCCUCCAGUUUCAAAAAGCCAAGCAGCUCGAAAAAGCAGCAAAGCCUGCGCCGCUCUCGGCCGAGCAGCAUGCCGCCAAUCGGGAGUGUCUCAGCACUGUUCAAUUCGUGCAGCCGAAUUACUCUGCCGAAACGGAGAUCAACGUCUCCGGCAUCUUGGGAAGAUGGAAACGCUACUGCAAUGAGAUGAAUGUCGGCGACUGGCGAGCCACGAUUGCUAACCUGAGCCGCGCCACUACGAUGGAUUUUUUUCUCUUCGUCUGUGGCAACUACAAAGUGCGAUCGUGGGGCUCUUCAGGAGAGUACAUCCGCCAGUUCCAGCAGCUCUACACGACUGUCACAGGGCGCUACAUGGAUAGAAAUGAUGCAAAGGAAGUCUACAAGUACCACCGAACUGUUUUAAUACCUCGCUUCCAUCUCCGAGCACCAACUAUAGACGGCAAGCCAGUCCUUAAUGUCGACAGUCUUCGGGUCAUUCUGACGUUCAACAUCGCGUACGACACGAGCGUAUUCAGCCUUGGGCGGCAUCGCAUCCAGCUGGCCGGCUGCUAUCAGCUCCUGUGUUACACUGGAGCACGACCUGCAGAGUUGGUGGACAACGAGAGGAAGGGCCCGAAGGAUGGCUCCAGAGAAAUACUCUUUGGCCAGAAAGUCAUACAAGAAGCGGACAGCGACGGCAGCGCGGACCGGACGCUAGACAAGCGUUCCAAAGAGCUCAACAAAAUGCUCCUACGAGAGACAACGAAGAGAGGCCGCCCUAAAGCUCUCUGCUAUGAGGACAUUCUUUUGAUGCUGGUGCGGCACCCCGCUACAGGAAAGCCUGUCCUGGCCAUGGCCAUUAAAUUCAUCCACCACAAAGGAGCAGACAACAAGCCGAAGCCGACGAUUUUUUUCUUCACGCCUACUAGGAAGCUUAUCUUUGACGCGGUCAUGGUUAUCGUCGCGCUGGCCCUACAUGACCAUGCGUUCGAUGCGUCGUGCCUAACCGAUGCGAAUAGUCUGCUCUCGAAGGAUGUUUGGGGUCCUCAAGAUUGCAUGCCCAUCCGUUGGAAAAAGGAGAAAUUGAAAGUCCCUGUUUUUCGCCGCAUCAACGGUGCAACGUUGUCUGAAAACGAGGCGAUGCUCUACUCUAAGCUGAGUUAUGAUAUGGGCCGGCAGAGCCUGGAAUCCGGCCACGAGAAGGCUUGGACGCCCAGGUUUGCCCGACGAGGUGCGGCGAACGCCGCAAAUGGCGACGCACCGGAUUCGGUCCGCGAUCAGAUGAUGCGGCAUGACCCUCAAUUCGCCACAUUUUUCUCUGCGUAUCUGAACGAGAUUGCCAACUUUGAUCUCCAGAAUGCCUUCCUGGAGGAGGAGAAGCAAAGUCAGCUCUUUCGCAUGUUUGCACAUGUGAGCUUCACCCGCGACCCUCGUGCCGUUCGGGAUAUGGUGCCUGAUGCAGUAUGGGCGAAUCAACCUCCCGACCCCGAGAUUGUGGAGUUGGAGGAGGAGCGCACAAAGCUUAAGCAGGGAAGGUAUCGAAUUGAGGAUAGUCAGCAUGAGGAGAGAAUACGAACGCUCACGGACGAGAUCAGAAACAAGCGGACACAGCGCGAUAGAAUGACUGUGAAAGAAUACCGCGAAUACUAUUUCUACAACCGUCCCACCUGGGACAUUGAGGCCCAAGCCCGCGGCGAGGUGGACGAAGAAUUCGAGCAGCCAGCAAUUGACCUUGUCAUACCGGAACAGGCAAGAUUGGCCGAAAUUCUGUGCCUGCAGCCCGAUGGCUGGACAGAUGAUGAGCUUUUCAAAUACAGAGUUGAGGCCAUAGACUUGAUGGUGGCUCUUUGUGAUAAGAAGGAAACAGGCAAAACUAGACGCGCGCAGCGGCCAGCCAGGAUCGAGGCUUCUAUCAAGCAAGAGUCGCCGGAAAGUGACGCAUCGUCGGAACUAGAUUUCGGGCCGGAUCCUUUCCCACUGCUUAUGGAAACAACGCAAUGCCCAGACUGCAUUGGUGACGAGCAGAUGCCGGUCGAGGCGCGGAAGUUUAAGUAUUGCCGUCCGCCGGUACUGAAUGACCACUUUGACGACGAGCACUUGGGCCGCCGAGAGACAGCCGAGCGACGUGGUGAGGCGAUCUGGUGUGGCCAUCCGAAAUGCAGGCAGGAGAAGUUUGACCACGUGGACCAUUUUCGAGGUCAUGUUGAGCGAGUACAUGGAGUGAGCCUCAGGUCAUCGGACCAAGUCGCAAAGAGGAGACAAAGGCAGGCGGCGCGCCGUGAAAAGGCACACAGAGGACGGCAGCAGAAGAAACUCGCAAAGAUGGCCGCCGUUAGAAUGUGA